CUCAGUGCGCAGAGAUGCUUGCCACUAUUUGUUAGCUUUCGGGAGGGUUCGGGUUCAAACGCCGUCAGUAGCAACAUGGGUUAUAAGAAUAAGAUGAUACAAUUUAUUUUUUUUUGUGUUUCCGAAUUAUGAAAAAGCAUCUGCGAAGUGCAGAACGCAAUCUUACUCCAACGAAAAAAAUCUCCAAAAUUGGACUAGUCCAGUAGUAUCUUACGCUCAGUGUUGAUUGGACCGGUCCUUUCCUAAUGACACGCCAAUGCUAAAAAUGGCAGUUGAAACCAUUGGCAGGGGAAAUGUGAUGGACUAGUGCUGGUAACAAUAGGGACUAUCUGAGGGCUAACCUAGGUUAAUCGACUGAGAAGAAAAAGGAUGCUUGUUUGCCAGCAAUUUUUAAUCCAUCAACAACAAAUUUAUGAUAAUUUAAGGAGUGGCAAAAAUUCAACAAGACACAUUUUGGCAUUACAGACUGCUCUGCCCGAAAUAUUCUUUCAAAUAAAUGUUCCCAGAUUUCGCAGUGUACAUCGAAGAGAGCGACAUGAUAAUUCCAUGUGGUUUCUGGAGCAAGAAGGAAACGCACAACAUUAUUAUGAAUCGUACCGCAUGGAUAAAAACUCUUUCCAAUUGCUUUGUGAGAAGUUGGCUCCUUAUCUUCCUUGUCCGGCGGUAUUUGUGACACCACCCUUGCCAAUUCCGAAGCAAGUCGCACUAUGUUUAUAUAAAUUGGCAACAUGCGCCGAGUACCGUGUUGUAGGAGAUGUAUUUGGAGUGCAUAAAAGCACAGUGCAUAAGUACUUUCAUCUUGUUGUUAAAGCAAUACUGCAGCUUCGAAGAGAGUUCUUAUAUUUCCCAGCAUUGGAGGAGGCGAAAAAAAUUGCUGCAGCUUUUGAAAAAUUGACUAAUUUACCCAAUAUUGUGGGUGCAAUAGAUCGAACACAUAUUCCGAUUCUGCCACCGAAUGAUGGGUAUCAAGAUUAUGUAAACAAAAAGGGAUGGCCGUCAAUAGUUACGCAAGCAGUAGUAGAUAAUAACUACUUAUUCCGAGAUGUGAGUGUAAAAAGCCCAGGAGGCACCCAUGACGAAGACGUUUUCAAAAACUCGGGAUUGUUCAAUUAUUCAUCGCAGCUCAUUCCAAAUUACGCUUCUGACGUCAACGGAAUGCAAACGCCCUUCAUGUUAAUUGGAAAUCCUGCAUAUCCACUGCUUUCAUGGCUUAUGAAACCUUACACUGGUAGUUUAGACCCCGAAGAGGAAUCAUUCAACUGUUACAUCAGUUCCGGGCGUAUAGUUGGGGAAAAUGGAUUUGUCAGAUUAAAAUGUCGGUGGCGAUGUCUCUUGAGAAGAAUGGACGUUGAUCCAGGAUUUGUUCCUUUUAUUGUUUUGGCGUGUACGAUAUUGCAUAACUUUGCGGAAAAAGAGAAACAGCCCUUUCUUGAUUCUUGGUAUCCGAAUGUGCAGAACGAAGUUCAGUUUCCACAACCACAAACUCCAAUUUAUAUCGAAAGCAUUCCUGAAAGAAAUAUAAAAACAAGGGCUUUACGUGAAAACUUGAAGAACUUUUUAAAAAACAACUUUCCUCUUCGAAGAUGAAAUUUUUCAA
This is a messenger RNA of Rhagoletis pomonella (apple maggot), 1597 nucleotides long. Its product is annotated as putative nuclease HARBI1. The record is from RefSeq and is a predicted model, not a curated record. Lineage: Eukaryota; Metazoa; Arthropoda; Insecta; Diptera; Tephritidae.